AUGGAGCCAGAGCACGCGCAAACGUGGGUACCGGCUCAAGUUCAGAGUCAGUUGGGCAAGAGAAAGUUUCAGGACGAGGUUGGUGUGGGAUAUGAUUCUAAUGUUGAGGAGGAUGAGCCCGCCCUUGAGGCAUCUUUUGUGACCAGCCAACACAUCGGCAUGACAACAGAGCUGGAGCCGCUUCUGCUAAACUUUCUAACUCUCGACCACAAUAAUGAAAGGCCCCUGGCCACGUCCCGUGUGCAUAAAGUCGCUGAUGACGGGACCUUCAUGCGCGUGGUUGACGGCUUCCAAGCCCGCCACAAGCUUUAUUCCAUCUCCAUUGAAACCAUAGAGAGUGCUGUCAGCCCCUUUGGGCCCAUUCUUAUCGAUAGUUUCUUCCAACAUGCACACCCGGCCUUUUCUGUGUUAAUCGAAGAUGCCUUCCGCCAUUCGUACCAGACUAGAAGGAAUUUGUCCCCUCCUCUAUUGGCAGCGGUGUACUUAGUUGCGUUGGAAUGGCUGGAUCUAGAGGUAGCGGGUGCGACUUCCCCCCCAGGAUCUGAGUCUGGAGUCCAGACACCACGAAGACCCGAUGCCGCUCGUCUAGAAAGGAUGGCUACACGGUUACUUAACGAAUCCCUCGCACAACCGCAUAUCUCCACCAUCCAGGCGGGCCUGCUCCUCUCUCAGAAACCAACCUUAAACACCCCCGCGCUAAUCGCCCACCUCGUAACUGCCGGCUACGAUCUGGGUCUGCACCAAAACUGCAAUAGCUGGAACAUACCCUCGUGGGAAAAAGGCUUGCGCAAACGGCUGUCUUGGGCCCUCUACGUGCAGGACAAAUGGUGCGCGCUAGUCCACGGCCGCCCAUCGCAUAUCUUCGCAGCAAACUGGACCGUCAAGGAAUUAGUGAUGGAAGAUUUCGCAGGCAUCAACUAUUCACGGAAACGCAACGGUGUCGGUAAUAGCCAGAAAAACGUGGGUCUUCAGGAUAUUCCUUCAUCAGUAGGACAUGGCGCCCGCUUCUUCCACCAUUUCGUGACCCUAACCGUCAUCCUCUCUGAGAUCCUUGAUACUUUCUACACCCUCCAAGCCAUCUCCGAAUUCGCCACAGCGGGGCCUCAACGUACCAGAAUAAUCCUCGAACGGGCAAAACCUAUCCAAAUACGCUUAAAGCGGUGGUUUGCGUGUCUACCGGAUGAAUUGAGAAUAGAUCAUCAUGACCAAUACCCUUGGAAUGAUGACAAUAGUAGAGACGGCGGCAACACAAACAUCGACUCCAAGAACGUAGAAGCCAUUCCAAAUACAAAUAGCCCUUGCCAUACAGACUUCAACGGGGGCCUCCACCUCGCCUACUUCGCGACUGAGAUAACUCUGCACAGAAGCAUAAUCCGCUCCCUAGGCCCGGACUCCGCAGACCCAUACUUAUCCCACAUCUGCCGUUCAGCAGCGAAAUCGCGGCUAAUUUCCGCCAUGGACUUUGUCAAUCGACUGCGUCCCGCGCAUUUACGAUCAUUCUGGCCCUCAUCGUCUCGGACAAACUUUGCGUUGAUCGGCUCGUUUGGGAUUUUGUUGAGGGCUACGGCACUGACGAGCGAGGAGGACGAAUUCUAUCGAAUGCGGCUGGACGAGUAUCGAUGGACGCUAAGCGUUAGCUGCAAGGAUGCAGAGUUUUUGGCUGGGGUGAUUGAAGGGCUGGAUUCGGGAGUGGGUUUGCUGGGGAAUGUGCCGCCGAAGAAGGGUCUGGGAGAGGUUGUCGCGGAUGGUUAUGGGGAUGGCGGUAGGAAUCAGAGCGGGAAGGGACUCCAUAGAGUCAGGACCAUCCCUAGUGCUGUUGGGUUGGAUGUCGACCCGGAACUGGAGGUGAAAAUGGAGGAUGUCGAGACAGUGGAGGAAAUGGAAAUGGGGGAAUAUGCCUAUCCGCAUCUGCUGAAUCCGGCUCAUAGUCCCCUGGGAGCCAAGAGCCGUAAUCCCCUCCGCCGGCAUCAGCGCGGUCACACCCAGGGUCUGCAACGCCAUUGCAGGACCUCACUCGUUGAUAACGCAUCUAUAAUAAAUACAGAGGCUCCUGUGGACAGCUCGAAACUGCAACGAGCCCUCAAGUCAGCAAGCCGGAAUUUGAACCGGAGUACCAAUCAGGACAGGAGCCUGGGCCAGCGGAGUCGUAACGUCAACGCCAGUGUCAAUGUUGGUGUUAUUGAUCCUAGAUCUAGCUCGUUACCGCCUGCUGUGCCUGGGCUCGUGUCACCGGCGACGUCAACGGAAGGGGAGGGGGAGAAGACGGAGAAACAAUGGAGGGUCGAAGAUGAGGUUCGAGGGCCGCCUGUUGACAAUCUGUGGAUUUGUGGUCAAGGAGAAAAAAAGGGUGAUUUAUAUUAA
Histoplasma mississippiense is the source of this 2361-nucleotide messenger RNA. RefSeq lists its product as hypothetical. The transcript is spliced from 2 exons. Gene Ontology annotation, biological process: DNA-templated transcription. The coding region runs from base 1 to 2361 and encodes 786 amino acids. Gene Ontology annotation, cellular component: nucleus. Lineage: Eukaryota; Fungi; Ascomycota; Eurotiomycetes; Onygenales; Ajellomycetaceae. Gene Ontology annotation, molecular function: zinc ion binding; DNA binding. The record is from RefSeq and is a predicted model, not a curated record.